Molecule: messenger RNA, 2443 nt
Organism: Setaria italica (foxtail millet)
Lineage: Eukaryota; Viridiplantae; Streptophyta; Magnoliopsida; Poales; Poaceae
Product: lysine-specific demethylase JMJ25
Exons: 11
Coding region: 124-2106 (660 amino acids)
Biological process (GO): regulation of transcription by RNA polymerase II
Cellular component (GO): chromatin; histone deacetylase complex
Molecular function (GO): chromatin DNA binding; transcription coregulator activity; histone H3K9 demethylase activity
Source: RefSeq, a predicted model, not a curated record
UGCUGAGGCAUUUCAGACAGCAAAGAAGCGUAAAAGAAGAGAUGACGGGAAAGAAUUUAUCACAAAAAAGUUGAAAAACAUGGAUAAAGAGGAAAAGAAGCUCCCCUCCACCAUGGAAAAAAGAUGCAAUGCAAAUGUUAUGGUAGGGAGGACUAUAUUGACGGGGGAAAAUGCCCUCAUGUGCCACCAAUGCCAGAGGAAAGACAAAGGAAGGGUGGUCUGGUGUCAGUCAUGCAAGAAAAAGCGAUUCUGUGUGCCAUGCAUAGAACUAUGGCUGCUAACAGGAAGGAGUCAAGUGGUAACUUCCUAUAUUGUCCUGUUGCUACUGGUAUCCAGGAUGAUGACCUAGCGCACUUUCAGAUGCAUUGGGCAAAGGGUGAGCCAGUUGUUGUUUCUGAUGUCCUUCAGUUAACAUCUGGUCUGAGUUGGGAGCCAAUGGUAAUGUGGCGGGCAUUGCGGGAAAGAACCAAAGGCAAAGCAGAAGAUGAGCAAUUUGCUGUUGUCGCAAUAGAUUGCCUUGAUUGGUGUGAGGUGGAAAUUAACAUACAUAUGUUCUUUUCGGGAUAUACAACAGGCAGAGCUCAUCCUAGGACUCACUGGCCUGAGAUGCUUAAGCUAAAAGACUGGCCUCCUUCUAGCUCCUUUGACAAGCGACUGCCUCGCCAUGGUGCUGAAUUUAUUAGCGCACUACCAUUUCCUGAGUAUACGGAUCCAAGAUAUGGUCCGCUAAAUCUCGCAGUCAAGCUUCCUGCUGGUGUCUUGAAGCCAGAUCUUGGACCCAAAACUUACAUUGCUUAUGGGUUUCACAAAGAGCUAGGCAGAGGUGAUUCUGUGACCAAGCUUCACUGUGACAUGUCUGACGCGGUAAAUAUCUUAACACACACAGCUGAAGUGACUUGUCAGACUAAUCUUUGCCAAAUUGAAAAAAUCCAAAAAGCCAUGCGAGCGCAAGAUGUUCAGGAAUUAUACGGGGGUCUAGAAUCCAGCAUGGAGCUUAGGCUAUCACAAUCUCCAAUUGAAUACAGGGAUAAAGCUGUUGAUGAAGCACGUGAUAGUAGGGAAGACAAUGAUGCCAAUAAAUGCAGUUUUACUGGUUUGGAUAUCAAUGCUUUACCACCUGAUGAUUCUGAAGGCGAUACAAGGGAUGAAGUGUUAUAUCCUGAAUCUGUUUCACGAAGUAAACUAGAGCAGUGCCCAGAUCGCAGUAAUGAGGUCAACACAUCUCAUAAGACGCAUAACGGAUGCCAUUUCAGUUCAGAUGACAUUGGCAUGGGACAGCAUGGAAAGAGAUUUAGAGGUGGAACUCUCAAUGAAGUUGGCACCGAAUCUCAAGAAGAGAAACCUGAAAAGGUUGAUUGCAAUGGCACUGAUAAAAAACAAAUUUCUAAAGGCAUUCAAGAAAAAGCUGUCGUGGGGGAAGGCUCAGAGCAACAGAACACUGGUGGUGCUUUAUGGGACAUUUUUCAUAGAGAGGAUUCGGAGAAAUUACAAGAUUAUCUUAGGAAGCAUUCGUCAGAGUUCCGGCAUAUUCACUGCAAUCCAGUGAAGCAGGUUAUUCACCCGAUUCACGACCAGACUUUCUACUUAACUGCAGAGCAUAAGAGAAAGCUCAAGGAAGAAUAUGGUGUUGAACCCUGGACAUUUGAGCAGAAGCUUGGUGAAGCAGUUUUCAUUCCCGCUGGAUGUCCUCAUCAAGUGAGAAAUUUGAAGUCCUGCAUUAAAGUUGCACUGGACUUUGUUUCCCCUGAAAACAUUGGCGAGUGUGUCAAGUUGACUGGGGAGUUUAGACGACUUCCUUCUUCCCACAAAGCUAACGAAGAUAAACUAGAGAUCAAGAAGAUGGCUCUUCAUGCUCUGAACGAAGUUGUGAACUUUUUGGAUCCUUGUACCUCAGAAGGGUUGGAGAGCGGGGCUGGUGAGGCCAGCAACGUAGCUAAAUCUGUUGAUGAGAAGCCACCGCCGCUGAAAAGGCAGGGCGGUCGCCAAAGUGGUGAAGUGUCGCAAGGAGACGAUCCGAAGAGUGAAGAAGGCGGUGGCAAAGGGAGCGAUGAAGCUGCCGCCGUGAAUAAUGAGCCUAAGAGGCGCUCUCGCAAGCGUGGAGGUUGAUGGGUUAAGUUUGGACUGGGGAUGAUGCAUUUUGGGAGCAGCGCUUGUAGGCAGAGUAGGUGAUGAGAGGAAUGGCGUUAUGGUGAUGGCCGGCUGAUUAGUCACCGCAGACGCCAUUAGGGUGUCUGAGUUUUGUUGAUGUACGGUGAUCGCCGGUUGGCACCGACAUGGACGGAGAGUCAUUAGUUAAGUAGCCACUAGCCAGUAGGUGAGAAACAGCAGCGCAGAUUGAUGGAGGAUGCUGCGGAUACCAUUCAUUCUUAAUUUCCAUCAUUCAUUCAUUAGUGCAAUGCGACUGGCCUGUAGUCCUGGUAGAGAGUUCCAUGGAUGGAUUCAA